This is a messenger RNA of Colletotrichum graminicola M1.001, 1182 nucleotides long. RefSeq names its product replication factor C. Lineage: Eukaryota; Fungi; Ascomycota; Sordariomycetes; Glomerellales; Glomerellaceae. The transcript has 3 exons. The record is from RefSeq and is a predicted model, not a curated record. The coding region runs from base 1 to 1182 and encodes 393 amino acids. Gene Ontology annotation, cellular component: Elg1 RFC-like complex; DNA replication factor C complex; Ctf18 RFC-like complex. Gene Ontology annotation, molecular function: ATP hydrolysis activity; DNA clamp loader activity; DNA binding. Gene Ontology annotation, biological process: DNA repair; DNA-templated DNA replication.
AUGUCCGAUUACGAAGAUGAGAUGGACGUCGACGUCCCCGUGUCCAAGGACAUCACCUUUUCCUCCGAUGCCAAGCAGGGCAAGCGCAGUGCCGCCAACCUCCCGGUCGAGGCAGAGGACAGCUUGCCAUGGGUCGAGAAAUACCGACCUGUGAGCCUCGCCGAUGUUUCGGGCCACCAAGACAUCCUCGUGACAAUAAACAAGUUCGUCGACUCCAACCGCCUCCCCCACCUUCUACUCUACGGGCCCCCAGGCACGGGCAAAACAUCAACGAUCCUUGCUCUCGCGCGACGCAUCUAUGGCGCGGAGAACAUGCGGCAGAUGGUCCUUGAGCUCAACGCUUCGGAUGACCGCGGCAUCGAUGUCGUGCGCGAGCAGAUCAAGACGUUCGCAUCGACGAAACAAAUCUUCACCCUUGGUCCAUCGGCGAAGUCGGGCGGUGGCGGCGGAGGUAUGGCGUCCUAUAAGCUUAUCAUUCUCGACGAGGCCGACGCCAUGACCAAUACGGCGCAAAUGGCACUGCGCCGGAUCAUGGAAAAGUACACAGUCAACACGCGGUUCUGCAUCAUCGCCAACUAUUCACACAAACUCUCGCCUGCUCUGCUGUCUAGAUGCACACGCUUCCGCUUCAGCCCGCUCAAGGAGCGAGACAUUAGGGUACUUGUGGACAAGGUCAUCGAGGAGGAGCAUGUCAAGAUCAUGCCCGAGGCGACGGAGGCGCUCGUGAAGCUCAGCAAGGGCGAUAUGAGAAGGGCGCUCAACGUGCUUCAGGCAUGCCAUGCGUCGAGUACGCCCCUCCAACCCAAAAACGCCCCCAAGGUGGCCGAAGGCGACAUCGUCAGGGAAAUGAUUUCGACCGAGACGAUAUACAACUGCAUCGCGGCCCCGCAACCCGACGCGAUCCAGGAGAUCUUGGACGUUCUUCUGAGCACAACGGACGUAACGUCCUGCCUGACGACCAUCAACACACUCAAGGUGGCGCGGGGUCUUGCGUUGGCGGACAUCAUCACGGCGCUGGCCGAGCAGCUGGCCACGUUGGAGGUCAAGCCGGAGAUCAUGAUCAAGUGGUUGGAUGGGCUCGCGGACAUUGAGCACCGAGUGGCGAGCGGUGGUAGCGAGACAGUGCAGACCGGCGCCGUUGUGGGCGUCAUUCGCAGCGGGGCCGAGUUGAUGAGCAAAUAG